Messenger RNA from Diabrotica virgifera virgifera (western corn rootworm), 1650 nucleotides. RefSeq names its product gastrula zinc finger protein XlCGF57.1-like. The record is from RefSeq and is a predicted model, not a curated record. The transcript has 2 exons. Gene Ontology annotation, biological process: regulation of transcription by RNA polymerase II. Bases 1 to 1650 code for a protein of 549 amino acids. NCBI's taxonomy places the organism in Eukaryota, Metazoa, Arthropoda, Insecta, Coleoptera, Chrysomelidae. Gene Ontology annotation, molecular function: DNA-binding transcription factor activity; RNA polymerase II cis-regulatory region sequence-specific DNA binding.
AUGAAUGUCAACACGGAUGGAAUGGGCAUGAAGCGAAUUGAAUGCGGCCAGGAUGAGAGAGCAAUAGCCAUGGAAGGAGGGAAGAUAAUCGCCAUCUUCCGUUCCUCUGAAGAAAUACACAAUGGUGCUAACAGUGAUUUGAACUCGGAUAAACGCUUCGUAGAAGAGGACACAAAAACUGUUGAUAAUCCAUUCACUUGUGAAGUUUGCUCCAAACAGUAUUUUUUAGAGCAUAAUUUAAAAAGACAUAUAAAGUCGCAUGAUGGUGAAGAUAAACGUCAUGAUGAUGAAGAAAAACCGUUUGCAUGUGAAGUUUGUUUCAAACGGUUUAAAACUAAUGUUGAAGUGAAAUCGCAUAUGAGAACUCAUACUGGAGAAACUUUUAAGUGUGAACUUUGCCCCAGAGAGUAUUAUUCAAAUUCUUACUUAAAAUCACAUAUGAGAUGGCACACGGGAGAAACAUUUUCAUGUAAAAUAUGCUUCAAACAAUUUGUAAGAAUUUACAAAUUCAAAGCGCAUAUGAUAACGCACAGUGAAGGGAAAACGGAAAGACGUUUCGCAUGUGUGAUUUGCUCCGAAACAUUUUCAACCAGUCAUAAUUUAGCACGACAUUCAAGAUGGCACACUGGAGAAACUUACACGUGCGAGAUUUGCUCCAAACAGUUCGUUGACCGCCAUUAUUUCAACGUGCAUCUGAGAUUGCAUACGGGCGCAAAACCUUUUCAGUGUGAAAUUUGUUCGAAACAUUUUUCACACAAUUCCUCAUUAAAGGUGCAUAUGAGAACACAUACUGGAGAAAAACCCUUCAGCUGUGAAAUCUGCUCCAAACCGUAUACAACAAGAUCGGAUUUAAAGGGUCAUAUGAAACAGCACACUAAAGAAUCGCCUUACGAAUGCGAAAUUUGCCGUAAGAAGUUUGCAUCAAGUAGUAGAUUAAAAUGCCAUAUGAUGGUGCAUAUGGAAAAAGGUGCUUUCAAGUGUAGAAGUUGCUCGAAACAGUUUGAAACAGAUAAAGAUCUUCAAUUGCAUAUCAAAUCGCACACUGGAGGAGAAACUUUUUCGUGCGAAGUUUGUUCAAAACAAUUUUCUACAAAUUAUUCGUUGAGAUUUCAUAUGCUAACACAUAACGAAGAAAAACCCUUCACAUGUGACGUUUGCCUCAAAGGAUUUUACAGAAAUUCUUCGUUAAACCUGCAUAUGAGGGUGCAUACCAAUGAAUUUUUCCCGUGUGAAGUGUGCCCUAAACAAUUUUUAACAAAAUCCAACUUAAAGAUACAUAUGAGAAGGCAUACAGGAGACAGGCCUUUCCCCUGUGAAGUUUGCCCCAAACGGUUUGCAAAGAAAUCUGAGUUAACUUCACACAUGAAAUGGCACACUAGGGACGUUCUUUUUACAUGUGAAGUUUGCAACAAACAGUUUGUUACCAAGACUGUAUUAACUAGACAUAUUAUGAGAAUUCACACAGCGGAAAAACCAUUCAAAUGUGAAAUUUGCAAUAAACAGUUUGUUACCAACACUGAAUUAACUAAUCAUUUGAUAACUCAUACGGGGGAAAGACCAUUCUCCUGCGAAAUUUGCUGCAAACAGUUUAUUACCAAAAGAUCAUUAACCAAUCAUAUGAAAACUCAUACGAGGGAAAACCCAAUUUAA